CAUUCAUGUCUAUUUAGUAAACAUUGUUAUUUAAAAGUAAAACAAAAGAUAGGCAGGAAUGUAAAGAAAAAAAAUGGAGCAUGCGCACUCUUAUAGUAGUUUCGCACAAAAUAUAAGAAGUAGCGUUGGAUAAUAAUACAGAGACGUAUCCGGCUCUAGAAGCGUUUACGAAACAAGCUCUACUCCAGAUUUUUAAAUUAACAACGAAGGAAAAAGGCAUUACUGAGAGCAUUACUGAGAGCAAUACUGAGAGCAUUACUGAGAGCAUUACUGAGAGCAUUAUUGAGAGCAUUUAGAUCAUCCUUGUAGUCGUCAUCCAUAUCAAUCUAAAGAAAUGUUCGAUUUUUUAAAGAAGUGGUUCAGAAUUUUUGCAAGUGCUGUUGUAGCCCUAUUAAAAAGAUGCAUUGGUAGUUGCGGUUCUGAGCCCGAAGACUUCGAGAAAAAUAUCGACAUAAUUACAGGAAUUUCAAAUCACUUUCCUAGUCCUGAUGUAUUUACAAACAUGUCAUUUAAAGAUGAAAGACAAGCCAAGGGCGAUUAUGUGAAACAGGAACAAUCAUGUGAUAAAAGCUAUGCAAGCUCAUUGAAAGAGGUUGAAGUUGAUUUUGAAAGCUCUGAAGCAACCUGUGUGCAAAAUCCAGGACAUGUUAACUUCAUUCCCAUCACAGAGCUGAAGACAUCCCACUUUCCUGUCAAGUUCCAAGAUCAAGACAUAUUGGAAACAGUUAAACAAUUAGGUGACGUAACAGUCAAGAUCAGUGUUUUGGUUUCAGGAAAACUCAAAACAGGAAGUGGUAAAAUUUUUUAUAUUGACAAAAAUACAGAAAAUUGUUCAUGCCCUUGUUCAGACUGUCGAAACUCAAAUAAGCCCAGAAAAACUUGGUGGGAGUUAGUGGUUGUGACAUCAACACAUGUAGUAACAAAUAAUGAAGAGGCUGAAAAUUCCAAGUGUAGGCUAUUUUAUGACAAUGAAACUAGCUCUAUGGUCAACAUAGAAGGUUUGUGGGUCACGAAAUGGUCAGAAAAUUCUGAGAUCUGUAGACUCAUUUGUGUCACUUGUGAUGAAAAUUUAGCCAACCGGCUUACACUGUUAAUUGAUAACUUCAUUGAGAUCUACGAAAGCACGUUUGAUAAAUUUUAUGAUGUAAAAAGGAAAGAAAAACUAGUCGUCAUAGUAUCACAUCCUCAUGGUGGCCCAAAGAAAGUGACUAUUGGCAAGUCAGGUGAGCAAAUAAAAGUUUCUGAUGGGAAUUGUGUGUUAGCGUACACAACAGACACAUGUCCAGGGAGUACAGGAGCAUUUUUGUACAUCUUGUAGGACAUCUCUUGGAGUCCUAGAUUGUUAAAUAGAAAUACUUGAGUCUCUACAUAAGUAGAUUCAUUUCAAAUGCAAUGUCCAGCCAAGCAUUAAUCAUGAUCAUUUAUGAUGUUUAUGAAUGCAAUUUUUAGUUUCAGUCAUAUGUUAUGUUAACUUUUUUGAAGCCUUUGCUCAAACACUUCAGUUAUCAACACAUGAUAGCAAUCAACCACAUAAACUAAACUGCGUCUGUUUAAUGGAACUUUUUUUUAUUGGCUUUUUUAUUCUCUCAAAUUUAUUUUUCAUUUAAACUCCUUUGGUUUUCCAGUGAGCAAAGUAAUAGCAACAUUGUUGUUUUUGUUAGUAUUGGGGUAAAAUUCUGUUUAAAUUAACUAUUAUCACAUAUGUACUUUUUAAAUAUGUAAAAGAUGGUACUGAGUUCUACUUCUACUUAUCACAUCUUAUGUAACUUUGUAAAUUAACUGGAACUUGUUUACUUUUUAUUUACCACAGC
Molecule: messenger RNA, 1811 nt
Organism: Biomphalaria glabrata
Lineage: Eukaryota; Metazoa; Mollusca; Gastropoda; Planorbidae
Exons: 6
Coding region: 335-1318 (327 amino acids)
Source: RefSeq, a predicted model, not a curated record